CCGUUCCAGCCUGCUAAAAGCAAAACUCCGGACCAGCGCAAUUAUGGAGUGGUUGCUCGGGGCACCAAUGAAACUCGUACUUUUGACAGCAUGGCUCUCCAGUCUGAUGGACCCCUGCCGAUUCUCUGACAUUUGUGAGUCUUGCCACAAACUUGCGACAUGUAAGGCUUUCAACGGCUCCAAAGAGGCUUGCUUUUGUAACAAUGGAUAUACUGGCGAUGGGACUACGUUUUGCAAUGAUGACAAUGAAUGCCAGAAUGUGACUAACAUCUGCGGGAACAGAGGCAACUGCACCAACACGGUGGGCAGCUACUACUGUACGUGUUUGAAUGGAUACACGUCAACUGGACAGGCUGAAUUCCAGACAAACGAUGGCACGGAGUGUGUAGACAUUGAUGAAUGUGAGGGAGGACAAGCCUGCGGACCAAACUCACACUGUCAUAAUACCAAUGGAUCUUUCUAUUGCACCUGCCAGCGUGAUUACAUCCCAACUUCUGGCACAAAGCACUUUCAUCCAGAGAGAGGUGGAAGAUGUAAAGAGCAUCCCCAAAAAUACUGCCAUGAUAACAUUGGGUGCAUCACAAAGACUGUCAACAGAACACUUGAGUAUAUGAGCAACCUCACUGACCCCUUGAGCUUACUGAAUGAAAUUGCUGAGCAGACGUCUGGCGAGCUGACCUCAGUGGAAGUGAUUGCCUACGUGGAGGCCUUGAGUCGAUCGACGUUGUCGCUGGCAGCAGGAGGAAAUGAUCUCACUGUCAAUCCCGCUGUUGUCCACUCGACUCUUACAAAAUUAGUUAAAGCGGUAAACAACUUGGUGGAGAAGGAGGAGCUGGUGGCAUGGAACAGGAUUAAGGAAGAACGCCGGGAACAAACCAUCACCAAGCUGCUGCACUCUGUUGAGAAAAGCGCUCUCACUUUGGCCAAUGGCCUGAAAACUCCAAAUGAACUUCAAAUCAAAGACACACAAAUGGAAUUGAGACUCAUCACUUUUGAUGCCAGUCGCAAAGCAGCCACGUUGUCCUCCAACCUGGGUGGUGACCUCAUGACUCUAACACCGAAGAUGAGACCAAGGGAGGAGAGGAAUGAAAGCGUGUCAGUGGUGUUUGUGCGAUAUGACAGCAUGGCAGACAUCCUGAAGCCAAGCAUCGACCCGGGUGUCACUGACUACUCACCCUACUCAGAAACAGGGGAAAUCACUGUCAACUCCCAAGUGGUGGCAGCCGCCGUCAAACCCGCUGAUGUCUACCAGCUUGACCAUGUCACCUUCACUCUGAGGCACGUCAAGCCCAUCGACACCAACUCUGACGUGACCAAGUGCGCCUUCUGGGAGUACACCACCGAAAGCCUGCAGGGCCACUGGGCUACACACGGCUGCACCACCGUGCAUGCCAACAGCAAUGCGACCACCUGCACCUGCAACCACCUCACCCACUUUGCUAUCCUCAUGUCCUCUGGGCGAGCCAACUUGGCGGCCCACCAAACAGUCCUGACCCGCAUCACCCAACUGGGGAUGGUCAUCUCCCUCAUCUGUCUGUCCAUGUGCAUCUUCACUUUCUGGUUCUUCAGCGGGAUCCAGAGCACCAGAACCACAAUUCACAAGAACCUGUGCUGCAGUCUUUUCAUGGCCGAGUUCAUCUUUUUGGUGGGGAUCAACAUGAUCGCACACAAGCUCUUUUGCUCGGUUAUUGCCGGGCUCCUGCACUAUUUCUUCCUGGCGGCCUUUGCCUGGAUGUGCAUCGAGGGCAUCCAUCUGUACUUAAUAGUGGUUGGCGUCAUCUACAACAAAGGCUUCCUGCACCGCAACUUUUACAUCUUCGGUUAUGGAAGCCCAGCAGUGGUCGUUGCCAUCUCAGCCACACUGGGUUCCAAGUAUUAUGGCACUGAUAAAAUGUGUUGGCUGAGCACAGAGAAUCACUUUAUCUGGAGCUUCAUUGGGCCCGCCUGUUUGAUCAUCCUGGUGAAUCUACUUGCCUUUGGAGUGAUCAUCUACAAAGUCUACCGACACAUGGUGGUGAAAAAGCCUGAAAUAAGUCACUAUGAGAAUAUCAGGUCGUGUGCCCGUGGGGCCGUGGCGCUGCUCUUUGUGCUGGGCGCCACGUGGGCCUUCGGAGUGUUGCACAUCCUCUACGAGAGCACACUGACUGCGUAUCUCUUCACCAUCACCAACGCCUUCCAGGGCAUGUUCAUCUUCAUCUUCCUCUGUGUGCUCUCCAGAAAGAUUCAAGAGGAGUACUACAGGCUUUUCAAGAACAUACCAUGUUGUUUCGAAUGCCUUCGAUGAAUUCAAGCCUUUUUCUUUCAGUUCAAAUGCACACUAGAAGCAACGUCCAUUCCAUUCCAACAUGUUGUGCUCAGAAUAGCCCCGCACUCAACAACACACCUUGUGAUAGUGAAUGCACCCUUAUAGCAUAACACACGUGUACUUGAACUA
Molecule: messenger RNA, 2434 nt
Organism: Dunckerocampus dactyliophorus (ringed pipefish)
Lineage: Eukaryota; Metazoa; Chordata; Actinopteri; Syngnathiformes; Syngnathidae
Gene: adgrl4
Product: adhesion G protein-coupled receptor L4
Exons: 16
Coding region: 44-2284 (746 amino acids)
Biological process (GO): cell surface receptor signaling pathway; adenylate cyclase-activating G protein-coupled receptor signaling pathway
Cellular component (GO): membrane
Molecular function (GO): calcium ion binding; G protein-coupled receptor activity
Source: RefSeq, a predicted model, not a curated record